GCAUAAUUCAAAUUCAAAAAUGUCACGACAAAAGGGUGCCAAUGAUGAACCCCCAAGUGAUGAUAUUGGUUGGAAAUUUGGAACUCAAGUUGAAGGCACUAGACAUCAUAUUAUUUGCAAAUUUUGUGGACAUCACAUUAAAGGUGGGAUUACGCGUUUCAAACAACAUUUAGCACAUCAAACAGGACAAGUGCGUUCUUGUCCUAAUGUUAGUAGAGACGUGAUGCAAGAAAUGAUGAAACAUUUACAAAAUAAGAAAAUGAGUAAAGUAGACAAACAAAAGAGAAAAGCUGAAUUGGAAGCACAUAUUAGGGGAGAUGAUCUCUAUGAUGAAAAUGAAGAGGGAGAUUUUGUAGAUCUUCGAGAUGAUGACUCUGACUCUGAUCCAGAGAUGACCAGGGCUAGACAAGCAAGUAUUCGUUCACAACAACAAUGGGAGGAAAGGCAACAAUUUAGACGAGGUGUUGCAGGUCAUGGAUCACAAUACGAUGCAGGUGGUAGUUCUGGUGCAGGGGGUAGUGGUCGAAGAUUGCCUAAAGGGUCAGGUAUUGCUAAUGUUUUUCGUCGAUCACAAUCUGUGCGUGAAACUGGUGGGAGUGGACGUAAUUGGAUUAAGCCUAAUGCUCCUGAAGCAAGGUUGAGGGCAAUGGAUGUAGAACUCCAAAAGAGCAAGAGUACAAAACAGCGAAAAAUCUCCACAAUGAAUUUACAGAAGCUAAAAGAGAGAUUGGGACGGGCAGUGUCCAAGUUUGUACUCUAUAAUCGUAUUCCAUUCAAUGCAGUUGAUUCAGAGUAUACACAACCCAUGCUUGAUAUUGCUGCUGAAGUAGGUCCAGGAGUAAAGGGUCCUAGUGCUUAUGAAGUUUCUGAAGUAUAUUUGGGCAUGGAGCAUGAUGAAAUGACAGAAUGGAUAGGAUCAUUCAAGGGAAUUUGGGCAGAGAGAGGUGUAUCCAUCAUGUGUGAUGGUUGGAGCAGUCUAACUCGGCAACACAUCAUCAACUUCUUAGUGUACUGCAAUAGAGGUACUAUAUUUCACAAAUCAAUUGAUGCCUCUAAUAUUGUUAGUAGGACUGUUGAAUAUUAUUUUGGGUUGUUAGAUAAAGUUGUUGAUGAAAUUGGCGAACAAUACGUUGUUCAAGUGGUAACUGAUAAUGAACCUGCAUUGAAAGCUGCCGGUAAAAUGUUAAUGAGAAAAAGGAAACAUUUAUAUUGGACAGCUUGUUCAGCACAUUGUAUCGAUCUCAUGCUAAAAGACAUAGCCAAUAAGAAAAGUGUAGCAAAGGUGAUUGAAGAUGGUAAAACCAUCACCAAUUUCAUUUAUAAUAGUGGAUGGGUGUUGGAUUUAAUGAGAAAAUUCACUGGAGGUAGAGAAUUGAUUCGACCUGCCAUCACUCGAUUUGCUACAAAUUUUAUUGCCAUUGAGAGUAUUGUUAGAUAUAAACAACAAUUGAGAGCUAUGUUUAAUAGUGAUGAGUGGAAGAAUUCUAGAUGGGGGAAGGCAAAGACUGGGCAGCCUUACAAUGUGAAAAAAAUUAUUUUGGGAAAGGAGUUUUGGCAGAAAGCAACAGAGCUUUGUAAAGUUCAUGAGCCCCUAGUCAGAGUAUUGAGGUUGGUUGAUGGAGAUGAGAAGCCAACAAUGGGUUUCAUAUAUGAAGCUAUAGAUAGAGCAAAGUUGGCAAUUCAAAGAGAUUGUCGCUACUACACCGAGUAUUGGAAAAUUAUUGAUACUCGAUGGUCUUUUCAAUUGCAUCAAGAUUUGCAUGCGGCUGGAUAUUUUUUAAAUCCUCAAUUCCAAUAUGGUGUUACGUCAUCCAAUGAAAUGAUAAGAGAAGUGAUGGAUGGACUUAAAAAAGUAAUUACCAGACUGGAGCCUAAUAUGGAUGCUCAAGUGAAAGCAACAAAUCAAUUGUUGCUGUUUCGAGAUAAACAGGAAACUUUUGGUACUCCUUUAGCACAAAGAGCAUGGAAACAAUCAAAUCCAGCUGAGUGGUGGAUUAUUCAUGGCAGUUGUGCUCCUGAACUUCAAAAAAUAGCUGUGAAAGUAUUAAGUCAAACCACCACAUCAUCUCACCGUGAACGUAAUUGGAGUACUUUUAGUCUCAUCCAUACGAAGACGAGGAAUAGAUUGAAAUAUAAGAAAAUCCAAAGAUUAGUCUUCAUUACCUACAACAUGAGAUUAAAAUUGAGACACGUUAAAAGAAGCAGCCAAGAGGAGAUUGAUAGGAUUUAA
Messenger RNA from Camellia sinensis, 2230 nucleotides. The record is from RefSeq and is a predicted model, not a curated record. Lineage: Eukaryota; Viridiplantae; Streptophyta; Magnoliopsida; Ericales; Theaceae.